AUGAUAUAAGAGGAAUAAUAAAUUUUUUUUAAGAGAGGAUGUGAAUAAUGUCUAUUAAGUAAAUAUUUGAUUUGAUGUUAUUUAGAUGAUAACCCUGAUGAAGAAAUUUUAGAAAAUAAUUCUUAGUACCUUAUUUAAUAAGAAAAAGUUGAUGAAAGCAAUUUAAUUCAACCUUGUUUUUGUAAUUUGAUAAUGCAUAGAGAAUGUAUUAAAAGAAAAAUAAUAAAAUAAAGAAGUCCUAAAUGUUUAACUUGUUCGGCUUCAUAUUAAGCAAGAGAAACUAACUCAAUUUAUGCUCAAUCAUUUAAAAAAUAUAGGAUGAAUAAAAUUAUUAUGAAAGCACUUCUUAAUAUUUUUGGCACAGUUAUCAUUGCUUUAGCGUUACUUUAUUUAAUCGAAAUAGAGACUUAUUAAUUAUAUGAUUAUAUUUUAUAAAUGAUAACUGUUGUAUUUGGCUGCCUUAGUUGUUUGUUGAUGAUUGUCUACAUAUUUUUGAUUGUAUUUUAAAUCAAUAUUUUAGAUUGCCAAUGGUUUUAUUCGAUCAAAAAUCUUAGAUAUAGAAAUAUUAUGUUAUCAAAAUGAAAACAAGUUUCAUACAGAUAAAUAAGUUGUAGAAAAAUUUUUAGAAAGACUUAAAUUAAGUGGAAUAACUGUUUGA
Molecule: messenger RNA, 658 nt
Organism: Paramecium sonneborni
Lineage: Eukaryota; Ciliophora; Oligohymenophorea; Peniculida; Parameciidae
Source: the annotation of a GenBank genome assembly